AUGCGAACAUCAGGCGCUCUCCCCAAUUUCCUCCCACCGUCUUCUCCCGAACUAUCCAAGCUCCUAUCGACCUUCAACUCUCAAAUUCUCCUCCCCGAACACUUGACCAAAGAGCAACAGAAGCUCGUAUACUCGCAAGAGAGCCGCGCAAAACUCGAAGCCGAGCCUAUAGAAAUUACCUUGGGAGAGGUUACCCUGCCUCUUGAACACCUCGACCGCAAUAGGCUACCGAAUCGUUACAAGCGGCUCAGGGAGAUUUGUAACCAAAGCGAAACCAAGGAGGACUGGGAGAAUGUUGUCAGAUGCUUGGAGGGAUUCCAAGAGGCCGGGAUCAAGGUCCACUGGCAGUGGCAGGAGCUCGUUAUCAGGAAGUUGAACCUUGCAGGCAUGCAGCAUCUUGUUCUGAAGGCGUUGCAAAGAGCAAAGGAAACCGGCGUCAAGCUGAACAAUUACGGUGUUUUGCGUGCGGUGUUGAGGACUGUGCACGACAAAGCGGCUCUGGCCGAUUGGGCACAGGACGAUACAAUCAGGGCGCACAAACUGGCGAAGCAAGUGGUGGAGCUCAUGGAGGAUGAGGAACACUAUGUAGGCAAGAGACCACGCGGUGUGAAACCGCGCGGAAAACCAGACAAGUUUGCCGAAGGCGACUACAGAGGGAGGCCAUCUGUGGUUGCGCUGCCGACAGAAAUGGCUGCUGUACUCGCCGACAGAUACGGUGGAGACAAAGAGGAGGUCAAGAAACUUUCUAGCCGCCUGAUCCACGCGUUACAGCAGAGUGGAUACACGACAUCGCUAGAUGCUAUAUCUAGAAACUCUGACGCGAGAGCUACUGAUUUCGUGAACGUCACCAAACUUUUGGAACACAUCACCGACCACUGCUACGAACUUCUUGAGGUACUCAUCAUAUGGAACGCUCUUAAGACGUCUCGCAAAGUGCUCGGCGCUGAAAUGCCCAUGUCAGAAGAGGCACAGACGUUCGAGACUAGAACAAAGCUAGUAUUGAUCGAGGGUGUACGGUCGCUGGACGACAUGUCCAAAAACAAGGAGGGCAAGCCGCUGAUACCGGCAUAUGUGCGCUACAUCAAGGAUACUGUUGAGAAGACCCAAGGAGAAAGUUACGCAUAA
Alternaria novae-zelandiae is the source of this 1125-nucleotide messenger RNA. RefSeq lists its product as uncharacterized. The record is from RefSeq and is a predicted model, not a curated record. The transcript is spliced from 2 exons. Lineage: Eukaryota; Fungi; Ascomycota; Dothideomycetes; Pleosporales; Pleosporaceae. Bases 1 to 1125 code for a protein of 374 amino acids.